Symbiodinium natans is the source of this 525-nucleotide messenger RNA. The record is from the annotation of a GenBank genome assembly. NCBI's taxonomy places the organism in Eukaryota, Dinophyceae, Suessiales, Symbiodiniaceae.
AUGUUCCUUCUCAGCGACAAGCUAGAGGACGACGCGCUCGUCACCUGGCGAGCCUUGUUGCAGAAAGUUCCGGGCACGUCCAAGGAGCGCCUGCUGCAGGUUCAACAAGUCGCGAGGACGAACUGUGAUCUCGUCAUCUACGUGAACACAGCUGCAGCCAUGAGGGACGGCGCGCGAUUUUUCCAGAGCACCAAUGGAGUCAUUCUUACGCAGGGCUUCACAGGACAGCUCCCGCCGAGAUACAUCUCCGAAGUGCGUAUCCUUGACGGUGGUCGGGAUUACACGUUUUCCAAUCUGGCUCUUCCUCCGCCAGAGCUUUCUGCUUGCUGCCAGCGCCAGAGGCGGCAGGCACCCACACAAGCCGCAACCCUGCGUUGGCUGAGGGCGGUGACAUCGCGAAGUGACGAUGACAUGGUCGGGCACGUCAGCCGCAAUGAGCACUCCGCGUUGAUCUACCUUAGGUCUUGGAAGCCAUGGGCGUUUGCUCCGCCAUGCCUGCGCGAGAGAAAGUUGGUGCACAACUGA